UCUUGCUGAAAACUAUUUUAAGUGCUUGCUGAACAUUGCUUGCUGAACAUUGGCAUACUGAACAUUGUGUGAAAAAAGGGAAAAUUGGCAUACUGAACAUUGCUUGAUGCUAUCUGAUUCUGGCCAUAGUCUGUAGUGUCAUUUUCCUAUGUAAAGUUUCCAUUUAUUUGAUUCCUUUUUAAUGCUGAUUUUAAUGCUGCUAGGUGUGUAUGUUGCUGCUACUUCCUGGAACUUGAGCACCUGACCUGAUCUUCCUCGACCCGGAGCAACGCCACCGUCCCUCUUCUUCCCCUGAGCGACGCCGCCGUCCCUCUUCUUCCUCUCCGCCGGCGACGCCUUGCGCUACCACCCCUCCCCUUCUUCCUCUCCACCGGCGACGCCCUGCGCCCUGCACCAGAUCCCACCGCGCAGCACUAGUUGUUGCACGCCGCGCCGCCCUGACCUCCACGCGCACCUUGGAGCAGCAGCUGGAGAAGCACGCCGCGCCGCCCUCGACCGCUGACGCCGCCGCAGAGGACCGCCGCCGCACUUGCAGACAGGAUGGCCGGUCCCGGUGGCCGGCGAGGCGGUCGAGGCCGCGGUCCUGGGCGCCCCCGGGGCCGGGGAAGGGGCCGCCGCGGUGGAGCAGCAAGGGCCCCACGGUCACCGUCACCUGCAUCCUCCUCGUCUUCGGAUGAGGAACGCUGCUUCGAGUUCCUCCUCCGCAUCGACGACGACCCACUCGGCAUCAAGAGGCUACCGGACAAGUUCGCCGAGUUCGUCGACGGCGUCGAGCCGGCGCACUUGCAGCUACGGGAGGCAGGCUGCAACUUCUGCCGCUGGUCCGUGGAGGUCCUGUUCGACGGGCAGGGCAAGAUGUACCUGCACACGGGGUGGGACAAGUUCGCCCGUGACCUCCACCUCGAGCCCGGCUGCCAGCUCACCUUCCUGUACGAGGGGGACGGCGAGAUGAUCGUCAAGGUGUUCGACGACACCGCCUGCCGUGUGCACUACCCCCACACCGGCGAAUCCGGCUCGGACACCGAUAGUUAG
This is a messenger RNA of Lolium perenne, 1032 nucleotides long. The record is from RefSeq and is a predicted model, not a curated record. Lineage: Eukaryota; Viridiplantae; Streptophyta; Magnoliopsida; Poales; Poaceae.